CCGCCCACCGUUAUCCACUCAAGUCAGUGGAGUGAACCCGCAAGUCUAAGCACCAAAUAGCGCUGCUGGUCGCAAGCUUUACAGGCGCUGUCUCGCUUGUCUCGCCUGUAUCAUCCGUGCCGUCAGCGCCCUGCAUCCCCUGAUGUGAGGCAGGAGGAUCUCUCGGCCCGGAAUUUGUCCUCGAGGGAGAUGAAGCUAAGCCCCUUUUGUCGUCUGAAGUGUAACUUUACUGUAGAGCUGUCCUCCCGAUGCGCCUCCCUUGAAUUGACCAGCCCGCCAGAAGUAGGAAUCUCGUACCUGGCCAAUUUCUUCACUCCCUCGGCGAGAGACACACGGGAAGGAGCGCUCAGUGUCAUCUUUCAUAUCUAUUGCAUGGCACCCCCAAUUUCCUGCGACAAAGGAGAGAAAACUGUACCUGUUCUUCUUACGACCCAAUACCCGCGAUAACUAAAGCUCGCUUGCAGCUUCGCGAAAGCCAAGCCAAGCCGGAAAACCAUCGAACAACUACCUCUGAUCCCUCGACAACCUUUAUGAUUUUCGCAUAGUCUCCCUACUCGUCAGAUUGCCUGCCAUGGCCCGUCCCAUGGGGUCAGUUCGCUUGAAGAAGGCGAACCCGGUGACCCUCGUCCUCGGCGCCGUCCUCUGCAUCUUUAUCGUCGUCUUCCUCGUCGGACCUUCCAAGUCAACAAAGGCAGAGCCGGCCGGUACCGCCUCCCACCAUCUAUCACCUCCUACCGCCCCCUACCGAAAGAAGGCCAAGGGCGACACGAGACCGCCGCCCGUCGUCCGCUACAACCUCAACAAUGUCACCAUCACGACCGACCCCAUCGGCAACCGCGAAUCCGUCCUCAUCCUGACGCCGAUGGCGCGGUUCUACCAGGAAUACUGGGAUAACCUCUUGAACCUCAACUACCCCCACGACCUCAUCUCCCUCGGCUUCAUCCUGCCCAAGACCAAGGAAGGAAACGCGGCGACGGCGGAGCUGCAAGAGCAAAUCACAAAGACCCAGGGCUCAGAGAAGAACCGCUUCAAGAGCAUCGUUAUCAUGCGCCAGGACUUUGAGCCGGCCAUCGCAUCCCAGGACGAGGGCGAGCGGCACAAGAUGGAGAAUCAAAAGGCCAGGCGCGCCGUCAUGUCAAAGGCCCGCAACUCGCUGCUCUUUACGACCCUGGGCCCCCAGACGUCGUGGGUGCUCUGGCUCGACGCCGACAUUGUCGAGACCCCGCCGACCCUGAUCCAGGACCUGGCGGCGCACGACAAGCCCGUCAUCGUCCCCAAUUGCUUCCAGCGCUACAUGAACACGGAGACCAAGAAGAUGGAGGAGCGGCCCUACGACUUCAACAGCUGGCAGGACAGUGAGAUUGCCCAAAAGAUGGCCGAGACAAUGGGCCCCGACGACAUCCUGCUCGAGGGAUACAAGGAUAUGCCGACAUACCGCGCGCUGAUGGCGUACUUGGGCACCGAUGAGAAGGAUAAGUCGGUGGAGAUCCCCUUGGACGGCGUCGGCGGCACUGCUUUGCUCGUCAAGGCAGACGUCCACCGCGACGGAGCCAUGUUCCCGCCCUUCUCCUUCUAUCACCUCAUUGAGACUGAAGGUUUCGCCAAGAUGGCGAAGCGUUUAGGCUGGCAACCAUUUGGACUCCCGAAUUACAGAGUUUAUCACUACAACGAGUAGGGGCUAGGCAUCACGAUGGAUGUGAUCUGGGAAUCAAAAUGACCAAGAAAGAGGAGUACAUCACGCCUUUCUUCUAGAGGUGUUCAAUGGAAAACAGAAAGUUGAAACAUCCCCCACCCACCUCUAAGUCGCCAACAGCAUCGGCGGCGGUAUCACGAAUUUUACGCGCGGAACAGACCUCAUUGGAAAGAAACCCCAUAUGCUCCUUUAGCCCUAUGUGCAGCUCACCCCCUUUCUUUCACAUCUUGCCAAAACAUAAUUGCGUUCCACUUUCUUCGGACGGGAAAUGGCGGCGGGGGGUUUGGGCAACGGGCGUUCUUUGUAGUACAUUUCACACAGCAAACUACAUAAACAAAUCUGGGAGUCUGGUGGAACAUCGGGGGAUUAGCUGGUUGAAGCGAGGUGGGAGAAGGCUUGACUGCUGACAAGUGGCUUCUUGAGGGUGUAAGAUAAAAAAAACAACGAAGCGCCGCGAGGAAUCGAGAGAGGGGUGCGGUGACGGAUUGCGUGUUGCGCAGGAUAUCUGCGGCAUUAGAGAGAGCACCUAUUUCAUGUUUUCAAGGGCUCUAGUGUGAUAGAACAAAUGAC
This is a messenger RNA of Colletotrichum scovillei, 2263 nucleotides long. RefSeq lists its product as uncharacterized. The transcript has 2 exons. Lineage: Eukaryota; Fungi; Ascomycota; Sordariomycetes; Glomerellales; Glomerellaceae. The record is from RefSeq and is a predicted model, not a curated record. Gene Ontology annotation, biological process: protein N-linked glycosylation; cell wall mannoprotein biosynthetic process. Gene Ontology annotation, molecular function: alpha-1,6-mannosyltransferase activity. Gene Ontology annotation, cellular component: mannan polymerase complex. Bases 572 to 1675 code for a protein of 367 amino acids.